This is a messenger RNA of Zychaea mexicana, 627 nucleotides long. Its product is annotated as putative lipase protein. Gene Ontology annotation, molecular function: hydrolase activity. Lineage: Eukaryota; Fungi; Mucoromycota; Mucoromycetes; Mucorales; Lichtheimiaceae. The transcript is spliced from 2 exons. The annotation marks the transcript as partial. The record is from RefSeq and is a predicted model, not a curated record.
GUCAUUUUCGUAAACUACUCACUAUCCCCCGAAGUGCGUCAUCCUGUUGCCUUGGAAGAAUGCUAUGAUACCCUUGAAUGGAUUGCUAAAAACGGUGCCUCCAUCAAUGUCGACACGAGCAAGCUGGUCGUUGCAGGUGAUAGCGCUGGCGGUAAUCUCACUACUGUCUUAUCAAUGCUCGACAAGAAACGCGGUCUUAAUGCCAUCAAAUACCAAGUACUUUACUAUCCCGUGACCGAUGCCAACUUUUCCACUGGCUCGUACAAUCAGUUCCAAGAGGGCUAUUACUUGACGCGCAAGAUGAUGGAGUGGUUCUGGAAUCAGUAUGUUCCCGAAGAAAAGGAUCGUCGCGACAUUACCGCAGCACCUUUACAUGCUUCGGACGAGGAUUUGAAGGGAUUGCCACCAGCUUUUGUCAUGACGGCAGAAGCCGAUGUAUUGCGUGAUGAAGGUGAGGCGUAUGCUCGGAAGCUUGUGGCUGCUGGUGUUCAAGUCACUGCCGUGCGCGUGCUGGGCUUGAUUCACGGUGUAUUCAACGUUGGCAACUUGAGCCCUCUCACUUCAUGGGUUGUUGAUCAAACCGUGGAGACUUUGCAAAAGUUUUGGGGGACGCGUGCGAACCUUUGA